AUGGAUCUGCCUUUUCAUGCCCCCAUCUCACGGUGUCAUCCAAAUUGCCUACGAGCAUUGAAUGCCCAAGAAGAUUACGAUGCAUCUCAAAGAGCAGCAAUGUUAGCGGUUGAUCUAAUCAGCUCUGCUCGGGUGGUCUUCAAGGUGGACAGAGAGUACACUGAGUACUCAGCACAGUACUUGGUGGACAACGCUGGGCCCAAGAAGGAAUCCGGGCAGGGAGAGUGGGAACAAGGACGCGGGAUCACGAUGAAUGACCUGGUUGAGUACCUGAGGGACAUUGCCAUUCCAAACCAGGAGGGAGAAUUGGAUCAAGAACGCCCCGUGCUAACUGUGAAGGACUGCCUCGAGUGUGCAUUCAGAGAUGGAUUACCGAGAAAAGGGCAUUGGGGACAUGUGGGAUGUGUCUCCAAGGUCCCUCCAUUCGCUUCUCUCAUUCCUCGUGUCCCCAUGAAAGGAAAAGUGCUUGAGGCUGAGACAUGGGAAGGAGGAGUUGCGUUGUUGGAGAAGCAGCCGGUGGGAGCUAAACUGCACGUGUUCAGUCCGGAGAUCGAUCUCGUUGAUGAAGGAGAGGGAGUCUACGAUGGCCCGGCAGGUCCUGGAUCGACCUACGUUGGACUCAGGGAUGUGAUGAUCACUGGAUAUGGGAAGAAGGUUGCGGAAUUGAGGAUCUGCUACAAGAAGAAGUCUAAGUUCAUCAAAGUGUCUCUAGAGCGUGUUCUUACCUCACUUCCCAAGGAUGGAGAAGAGCCUCAGGUGAUAGAGCCAACGGGUCUCCUUGUCGACUUCAUUGUCCCACGCUUCAAGAAAAGAAGAGCUUAG
Messenger RNA from Microthlaspi erraticum, 822 nucleotides. The record is from the annotation of a GenBank genome assembly. Lineage: Eukaryota; Viridiplantae; Streptophyta; Magnoliopsida; Brassicales; Brassicaceae.